GUCCAGCUGAUAAGGAUCUUGUGGCUGGGGCGGUGGGCAGCGUCAUCGGCGAGCUGCUCCAGCCUUCAACCACCCAUCAAUCCUUCAUUCUUUCCUCAAGCACAAUCCCAAGAGCUGAAAAAGAUUAUAUAGUAAGGUUUCACAAUUACCUGUUAUAUCAGCUUUGCACACGCCAAGCUAAGCAUGAGUAAUCAAAGAUCAUACACAGCUGCUGUUUUUCAUUGCUCCUUAUUAGAGCCCGUAGAGAUCUAGUAUCAGUGCUUAGUUAUCUUUAUUCGAUUGUGAUCACUUUUUCAUCCACAUUGGAUAUGUGUUUAUUACAGGAACCUUUAGUUUGAGCUAUGUAUUUCUAUCACAUAUUUACUGUCAAUGGCCUUGUAUGCUUGCAGGUGUUUACAUCUAUUAAUGCUGAACCUGUUAUAUUAGCUCUGCACAUGCCAAGCUUAUUUUUUCAUCUCAAGAGCUAGCAGGCAUGGAUCUUGUGUCCGGGGCGGUGGGCAGCGUCAUCGGCAAGCUCGGCGAGCUGCUCCAUGAGGAGUACAAGCUGCAGAAGGGCCUUCCUGAGCAAAUCCAGUCUCUGAAACAUGAGCUCGAGAGUGCGAAAACGGUUCUCAGCAAGGUGGGCGAGGUGCUACCAGAACAGCUGGAUCCACAGGUCCGGCUGUGGGCUAGCGAGGUCAGGGAGGCGUCAUACGACAUGGAGGACAUCCUCGACACCUGCCUUGUCAGCAUCAUCGACGUAGACGCCCCAGCUGAGAACAAGAAUGGCCUGCUCAAACGUCUCCUCAAGAAUAUUGCCGACUUGUUCAACAAGAGCAAGGAUCGCCACACCAUCGCCGGCGCCAUCGAUGACAUGAAGAAGCGAAUCCAGGAGGUAGCUGACCGCCGUGACAGGUUCUCCGUUGAGGUGGCUUUGCCUGCCCUGGCGACGAAGCCGGAUCCUCGCCUUUCGGAUAUGCACAAAGAAGCGGCGCAGCUCAUCGGCAUCGAGAAGACGAAGGCUGAACUUACAGCCAUGCUUCUGCCUGAUCUCAAAAGAAAAGAAAAGAAAAGAAAAACCAUGCUUCUGCCGACGCCUCACGGCAAUGGAGAUUCUGACGUCUCCGGCAGCGGUAGCAGCAGCAGCAAGAUGAAGAUAGUUUCUGUGGUUAGAGUUGGGGGACUGGGCAAGACAAAUCUUGCCAAGGCAGUUUACGAUGAGCUUCAAUCGCAAUAUGAUUGUGGAGCCUUUCUUUCCGUUGGCCGGAAACCUGACCUGGCGCAAGUCUUGAGCAACAUAUUGUACCUUCUCAACAAAAACGAAUACACGACCAUUCACAAUGUAAAAGACCAAUCCCUGCUCAUUGGAGAACUCCGAAAAUUCCUCCAAAACAAGAGGUACUUCAUUGUUAUUAACGAUGUAUGGGACGUAACAACUUGGAACAAAAUCAAAUCAGCUUUGGUUAACAAUGACACUGGAAGUAGAGUAAUCACAACUACUCGCAAUCGAGAUGUAGCCAGCAGGGAGGAGGUUUACGAGCUACGCACACUUUCCCCUAAUCACUCAGAGAAAUUAUUCAGAACAAGGCUGUUUGGUGUUAAUGGUGAAUAUCCUGCUAAUCACCCUGCUGCGGCAUCUGAAAAGAUUCUGAAAAAUAUGGUGGUAUACCAUUAGCUAUCAUCACAAUGGCCAGUUUAUUGGUGGGUAAAUCAAGAGAAGAUUGGUUUGUUGUAUGCAACUCUCCUGGUUUCUAUCGUGGUAAGGGUAACCAGCAAGUAGAUGAUACUGAGUGGAUAUUGUCUCUUAGCUACUAUGAUCUACCUUCUUAUCUAAGGACCUGCUUAUUGUAUCUAAGUGUGUAUCCAGAAGACUAUGAGAUUGAGAAAGAUUCUUUGAUAUGGAAAGGAUAGCUGAAGGUUUCGUGAAGAAGAGAAGAGGAACAAGCUUGUUUUAGCAGGGAGAGGAAUACUUCAAUCAGCUCGUAAAUAGAAGCAUGAUUCAGGAGGUCGAGUCAGAUGACAUGGGCUUAAGUCAUUAUGAUGUAUGGGGUUGUCGAGUUCAUGACAUGAUGCUUGAUCUCAUCCGUGACUUGUCAUAUAAAGAAAACUUUGUGACUAUCUCAAAUGAUGAUGAAGGAACAUCACCACAUUAGAACAGGGUGCGCAGGUUAGCUCACCAGAAUAGAAUUAUGAAGCAAACUCAGCAGGACAAUCACAUGAACAUGGCAUAAGUGAGGUCAUUGGUUGCUUGUAGGUGUAAUAUUGAUAGUUGGGUCUUGCAUCCAAGCUUUAAAUUCAUGCGAGUGCUAGAUUUGGAGGGAUGCACAGUACCUUGGCAAGGCUGGCAGGGUCUUAAGCACCUUGGAAAUCUACUUCAUUUGAGGUACCUUGGUCCAUGAAAUACAAAUGGUAUUCGUGAGCUCCCGAAAGAAAUAGGAAAACUUAAGUUUCUACAGAUACUUGACUUGGAGGUUCUCACAUAUGGGUACUGCCAUUGGGUGUUUGCCAGUUAACGUAGUUGGUCUGCCUACAUGGUGACACAUUCAACGGUACAUGCGCGCCGGAUGGGUUGUUCCUGAGGAAGGUGACAUCAUUAGAGUACCUGCGUAUACGUAUUGAUAACCUAGAUGAGGAGUCCCAUCGGCAAUUUAUUAAGGACGUUGGCAACCAUAGCGAAGUCAGGGUGCUCCACAUUUAUGUUGGUCGUUGGAAAGGGAUAGUGCAGUCAGAUCUAGUGCAUUCACUAGGCAAUCUCCACAAACUCGAGCAUCUGGAACUAGCAAGUUAUAAUGGUAAAGCUGCAAUGAGGGAGUGGGGCAGAGUGGUGUUUCCGCGGCAUCUCAGGCAUUUGGGUUUAGGUUCUAUACCAUUCCGUCAGCUGCCAUCAUGGAUUAGUCCCGCGCAUCUCCCCAUCCUCCGCUACUUGUCAUUGCAUGUGGAUCAUAUGGACCAUUCAAGUCUGCGAAACUUGGGUGGGUUGCCAGAGCUCAGCCAUCAUCGAUUACUUGCAUGACAACUAUAGCUAAUAUUACUGCGGUCGAUGGCUUCUUCAAGAAGUUGAGAUACUGUUGGUUGUAUGGCUGGAUGGUCCAGUUGGUGCUCAACGAGGACUCCACUGGUGUUUCGUUUAGCAUAUGGAAUGGGAUGGGUGCCAUAGCCUUUGGUUCCAAAAUAAAGGACGAGUACAACAGAUCAAUAGCACCACUGUCCGUGAUGCCAAACCUCCAAGUGCUUCACUUUGACGUUCCCGUCAGGGCCUUAUAUAAGGUUUGAAAUGGUGGUUGUGGUAAUCUCGGGUUGGAGUGCCUCCCUUCGCUUCACAGUGUCAAAAUAGCUGUCAACUGUACGUGAGGGUGCCUCUGCUGAUGACGUGGAGAAGGUAGAAGCUAAGCUGAGGAACGCAGUACAACUCCAUCCCAACCGGCUCAUAAUCAAACUCCAACAACGCAAUGAACAUAACAUGAUGGCACAAUCUACAGACCAAGACCACAAAGAGGUUUUUGCAUGGCAUUUCUAGAUUCAUAUAUAGUUUUCAGUAUGUUUCUAGACAUAUAGUGUAUAUAUAGAUAAAUACCAAAAGCAAUGAACCUACGUAUGCUAAAACGACCUACAAUUUGGGAUGGAGAGACUACCUUA
Messenger RNA from Setaria italica (foxtail millet), 3615 nucleotides. RefSeq names its product putative disease resistance protein At1g50180. The record is from RefSeq and is a predicted model, not a curated record. Gene Ontology annotation, molecular function: ADP binding. The transcript is spliced from 3 exons. NCBI's taxonomy places the organism in Eukaryota, Viridiplantae, Streptophyta, Magnoliopsida, Poales, Poaceae. Bases 473 to 1654 code for a protein of 393 amino acids.